UGUGCGAGACGACGUGUUCGAUGCGAAAGGCCAGAUCCGGAGCGAAAAUCCGUUGUCUACACAGCGACGCAUACCUUGACUGAACCCGAGCGAGAGCUAGCGGCGAUGCGAACUCAAUCGGAAUUUGUUCAUGUAGCUGAACAGUCAACGUCGACCGAAUCAAAUUCUGAUGGGAACCCACCUCUUAACAUUCCGGACCCGAUCAGCCCUACAGAAGACCUGCGCAACGAAACAAUUGCUGGUCUCUAUCUUCACUAUAUCGAGCAUCUCGCACCUUGGUACGAUCUCUGUGAGCACGAUCGCUACUUCGAGGCUCUGGUCCCGUCCAGAGCGCUAGAAGUAUCGGUUUUGUUCAAUGCCAUCAUUGCCCUUUCAGCUCAACACAAAACAUUGGGCGAUUCGCGCUACGAUGAUUGCAGCACAUUAUAUCAUAACGCUUGCAUACAAGGGCUUCUCAGUGGACUCGGUGACUUCAACUCAACCCUGCAAGAAGACUAUCUGGUGGCAGCUUGCUUGUUGCGCUCGUACGAGAUUCUAAGAGCCGACUCAAGACAAGAGCAGCGACAUCUCUUGGGCGCAUAUCGUUUCUCAUCGACAGAAGAAAUUGACAUGACCAUGACAGGCUUGCUUCAGGCGGGAGCUUGGAAUUACCUGCGUGAGGAGAUUACAGUUGCACUGGAGUGUCAAAGACCAGUACGGCUGAAUAUUCACCUGGAUAUCCCGAACACAAUCAUUCGAUCAGAGAGCAUGCACGCCAAUAUCAUCACCUACAUCCUGGCACAUGUAAUCAAUCUUUGCUUCAGCGGAGACGAAAACAGAGAGUCCCUAAGCUUCAAGCAAGAUGACUGGAUAGAGCUAAACGCUGACCUUGUCUUUUGGAGGAACAAUUUACCAAUCACUUAUGCAGCAUACUCGCGGGGUCCGAUAUCAGGCAGUCCCUUCCCAUCUGAAUGGUAUUUACGACCAUGGCACACCGAACAAUACUACUUGACUGCAAAGACCUUACUGCAGCUAUACAACCCAGAUACAGAACCUGAUACCAAGAAUGUGGAGAGACUGUGUGGUAUAGCCUAUACAAACGAGAACAGAGCUGUAAGAGUCAAUGCCUUUGGACCUAUGGCU
Aureobasidium uvarum is the source of this 1122-nucleotide messenger RNA. NCBI's taxonomy places the organism in Eukaryota, Fungi, Ascomycota, Dothideomycetes, Dothideales, Saccotheciaceae. The record is from the annotation of a GenBank genome assembly.